Messenger RNA from Carya illinoinensis, 2749 nucleotides. RefSeq names its product conserved oligomeric Golgi complex subunit 3-like. Gene Ontology annotation, cellular component: cis-Golgi network; membrane; COG complex. The record is from RefSeq and is a predicted model, not a curated record. Bases 77 to 2437 code for a protein of 786 amino acids. Gene Ontology annotation, biological process: Golgi organization; intra-Golgi vesicle-mediated transport; intracellular protein transport. Lineage: Eukaryota; Viridiplantae; Streptophyta; Magnoliopsida; Fagales; Juglandaceae. The transcript has 24 exons.
CUCUACCGCUAAAGAAUCCAACCUCUAACGUUCUUUGGAGUCCUCGCUCUCGGAAAGCUGAGGGCUGAGUUCGCACAUGGCAAGCACGAAGCCGAGCCCUCCCACCCUUCAGAAAUCGGGAGCCAUUUCUAAAGGCUACAACUUCGCCUCUACUUGGGAACAGAAUGCUCCUCUAACGGAGCAGCAACAGGCGGCAAUCCUAACGCUGUCUCAUAUGGUUGCGGAGCGGCCUUUUCCGCUCAAUCUACCACCGGACCACGUUUCCCACCCGGAUAAUGCCUUGUCCAUCUCUGCUUCCGCUAAAGACUCUUUUCUCCAACAUUCUGGUCCUGCCAUCCAACCGUUCUUGGUCAAUACAAACCAGUUUUACAAAUGGUUUACCGGCCUUGAGGCAGCCAUGAAGUCAGAGGCAGAUGAGAAAUAUCAACAAUAUGUAAACACUUUGACAGAGCGCAUACAGACAUGUGAUGGUUUACUUAAACAGGUGGAUGACACCCUAGACUUAUUUGAUGAACUACAGCUGCAGCAUCAGGCUGUAGCUAUGAAGACUAAAACUCUUCAUGAUGCAUGCGAUCGGCUGGUAAUGGAGAAGCAAAGACUGAUUGGGUUUGCAGAAGCACUUCGUAGUAGGCUCAAGUACUUUGAUGAAUUGGAGAAUAUUGCUUCCAAUUUUUAUUCUCCAAAUAUGAAUGUUGGAAAUGAAAACUUUGUCCCACUGCUCAAGCAGCUUGAUGACUGCAUUUCGUAUGUUGAAAGUAAUCCAGAGUAUUUAGAAUCCAGUGUUUACUUGCUCAAGUUCCGACAACUUCAGUCUCGAGCUCUGGGCAUGAUGCGCUCUCUUGUACUUUCUAUCCUCAAAAGUGCUUCUUCUCAGAUUCAGACAGCAAUUCGAUCUAGUGGCAGCGGCAAAACAGCUGUUUCUGAAGGUGUAGAGGCAUCUGUUAUAUAUGUUCGUUUCAAAGCAGCAGCGAGCGAGCUUAAGCCGGUGCUGGAGGGAAUUGAAAGCAGAUCAUCGAGGAAAGAAUAUGUUCAACUUCUUGCAGAAUGCCACAGAUUAUAUUGUGAACAGCGGCUUUCCUUGGUAAGAGGCAUAGUGCAUCAACGGAUAUCUGAGUUUGCAAAGAAAGAGGCCUUGCCAUCAUUAACUAGAUCUGGAUGUGCAUAUCUAAUGCAGGUCUGUCAGCUUGAGCAUCAGCUGUUUGAUCAUUUUUUCCCAUCUUCUGAGGACAUUUCAAGUUUGGCUCCCUUAAUAGAUCCCCUGUCUACAUAUUUGUAUGAUGUACUCCGCCCAAAACUUAUUCAUGAAACAAAUAUUGAUUUUUUGUGUGAACUUGUUGAUAUCCUCAAAGCUGAAGUCUUAGGAGAACAGCUAAAUAGGCGGGGUGAACUGUUAGCUGGGCUGUGCCCUACCUUACAAAGAAUUCUAGCAGAUGUUCAUGAGAGGUUGACUUUUCGUGUUCGAACACAUAUUCGUGAUGAGAUAGCAAACUAUUUGCCUUCUGCUGAAGACUUGGAUUACCCUGCAAAGCUGGAACAAUCUGUUGAGAAUGAAUCAGGGACUACUGCUGCUGAGGAAAACCCAGAUGUAUUUAAAACUUGGUAUCCACCACUUGAGAAAACUUUAUCAUUGCUUUCAAAGUUGUAUCGCCGCUUAGAACCUGAAGUUUUCACUGGUUUAGCACAGGAAGCUGUAGAAGUUUGCUCGAAGUCUAUCCAAAAAGCAAGCAAACUUGUUUUAAAGAGAUCAACCCCAAUGGAUGGCCAGCUCUUCCUCGUAAAACAUCUUCUUAUUUUAAGGGAGCAGAUUGCACCUUUUGAUAUUGAAUUUUCAGUAACACACAAGGAACUUGAUUUCUCUCAUUUGCUGGAACAUUUAAGACGUAUUCUUAGAGGCCAAGCAUCACUAUUUGACUGGCCAAGAUCAACUUCAUUGGCAAGGACCUUGUCUCCCAGAGUUUUGGAAAGUCAAGUAGAUGCAAAGAAGGAACUUGAGAAAAGUCUGAAAGCCACUUGUGAGGAGUUCAUUAUGUCAGUUACUAAGCUAAUUGUGGAUCCUUUGCUUUCUUUUGUUACCAAGGUGACAGCUGUCAAAUUUGCACAAUCCUCUAGCAAUCCAAAUGAAAAGCUAGAGUCAGUUAUGGCCAAACCACUUAAGGAUCAGGCAUUUGCUACCCCAGAUAAGGUGGCUGAACUCGUUCAGAAGGUAGGAGCUGCUAUUCAACGAGAGUUACCAACAGUAAUGGCAAAGAUGAAGCUUUAUCUGCAGAAUCCGUCAACACGAACAAUCCUUUACAAACCAAUCAAGACAAACAUUGUGGAAGCCCAUGUAAAAGUACAAUCCUUACUAAAGGCAGAAUAUUCUGCUGAAGAGAUAGAGAGCAUCAUCAAUAUGGUGUCUAUACAGGAUCUGCAAGCACAACUUGAUGAUCUGCUGUAAGGUGCUUGGGAAGCCCAAUGAAUUACUUAAUGCCAAAUCUUUCCCUCAAGACGACAACAUUGAUAAUACAGAACGGUAUUAGAUUUCAUCUGUGGAUCCUCGAUGUUGCUGAUAGAUAAAUAGGAAACCCAAACACGCACAGCUUAGGCUUUAUAUUGUUAUAUUAACAAAAUUUUAUAUACCCAUUUUGCUUGUAAUAUCAAAUAGCACAUUAAUUUACAGCUACCAUAACAAAUAUCGUGAUGAUUACAUGUCAAUGAGCAGACAGUAUCUGAUUAAUUAAAAAAAAUUCUGAUUAACUUUUUUACCGCA